This is a messenger RNA of Lactuca saligna, 490 nucleotides long. Lineage: Eukaryota; Viridiplantae; Streptophyta; Magnoliopsida; Asterales; Asteraceae. The record is from the annotation of a GenBank genome assembly.
AUUUCUUGUGCUGUUUCGUUCUGAUUGGAGCCAAAGUUCUUCACCAGAGUUUUCCAUAACUGAAUACACAUACAAUUUUAUAACUUACAUGUACGCAUCUCGUCGCCUCUAUACACAAACCUGAUUUUUCAUCUGAUGGAUCCUUCUAUAAUGAAGUUCCUCGAAGAAGACGAGGAUGAAACAAUGCAUUCAGGGGCAGACGUUGAGGCGUUCACUGCUGAUAUUGAAGGGGACAAUACUUCAACAUCUCAGACUCCCACUACUACAGAUGCAGGCGGAGCUUUAUCUCAAGGAACGAAUCAUACUCCAAGCCAGUUGUUUCAACAGUAGCAAUCUGCCAACCGUGAAGGAAACACCAGUUACUCUAACGAAGAGGAAGUUAAGCCACAGAUACAUGAGCAGCAAUCAUCUGCCAUGGAAGCAAAUCGACAUGGAUCUGGUUCUGGUUCUGAAACCCAACAUCCACCAAAUGAUACUUCACGAGAAAUGA